AUGGCGGUCGAAAAGAAGGAGAAGUCGCAAUUGCAUAAAGUCGCUCUCAAAGGGAAGGUCAUCGAAGACAGUCGCGGAAUUCGUAAGUGCAUCCGGGUCGAUCUCACCAGCGCCGAGGCUGAAAGAAAGCAGUUUGAAUACUCGAUAAACACGAUACUAUUCCAGAGAGGCGUAUAUCCUGCAGAAGAUUUCACACCGGUCAAAAAAUAUGGACUCAACAUGCUCGUAUCUUCGGACGAUCAAGUCAAGGCAUACAUCAAGAAGAUCAUGUCACAGCUGAACAAAUGGAUGGUCGGAGGCAAGAUCUCGAAGCUGGUGGUGGUCAUCACCAGCAGAGAGACCGGUGAGCACGUUGAGAGGUGGCAGUUCGAUGUCCAACUCUUGGGCAAGUUUUCGAAACAGCGAUCCUCAAAAAAGGCGGUGGACAAGGAAAAUGCAGCGCCCGAAGAGGUGGCAGCAGAGGAGACGGAACCCGAGAAGACCGAGGCCCAGAUACAGGAAGAGAUUCAGGCUAUCUUCCGCCAGAUCACAGCCUCUGUUACAUUUUUACCGGUGUUGGAUGGGAAUUGCACAUUCAACGUGUUGGUUUACGCUGAUGCGGACUCGGAUGUUCCUAUUGAAUGGGGAGACAGCGACGCCAAAGAGAUCAAGAACGCGGAGAAAGUCCAACUACGCAGUUUCAGCACCAGCAAUCAUAAGGUGGACACUAUGGUCAGCUACCGAUUAGCAGAGUGA
Molecule: messenger RNA, 735 nt
Organism: Cladophialophora psammophila CBS 110553
Lineage: Eukaryota; Fungi; Ascomycota; Eurotiomycetes; Chaetothyriales; Herpotrichiellaceae
Product: mitotic spindle assembly checkpoint protein MAD2
Exons: 5
Coding region: 1-735 (244 amino acids)
Biological process (GO): mitotic spindle assembly checkpoint signaling
Cellular component (GO): kinetochore; nucleoplasm; cytoplasm
Source: RefSeq, a predicted model, not a curated record